GGCCCACUGCGAGCGAAUGUCCUUUCGCGCGCUAUUCUCAAGCUAUUAGUCCAUGCUGUACCAUCAUCUGUACAACAAUUUAUGUUUUCAUCGAUUGCUUACGUAUUCAGUGACCUAUUAAUUGUAAUCAAACAUUGACAUCCCUGUGAUUUACAACCACUCGGCAUCUUAAUGUGACGUGAGACUCUAAUCUGGUGAAAUUCGUGACCACAAUUGUCAGCUAUAUUACAAAAUAUCCAGCGACUGGGUUUUAAAAUGUGGCUUUAAGUUUAAUAACAGUUUAAUAACUUGCAGUAUUAAGUUUAUUUGUUAUUUAGUGGUUAUGUGGGCAGUGUAAACGUGUGUUGGAUACGUAAGUCUUGUGUACUUAAGCGCAUGGUGGCCUCAAUGGGAUCACCUCUUGUAGUUAUAGCACCCGGAGAAGAGUCAACAUUAUCAGCACCUGUGCCAGAGUCAGUUUCAUCUGUCGUAUUAUCAUUAGCAUCACAUUACCAGCCAAGUCAACAUCAACAGCUUCAGCUACAGCUACAGUUUCUACAUCAUCACAAUCAACAGAAUCAGCAUCAUCAUCAGCAUCAGUACCAGCCGCUACAACAACACGACCACCAGCUGUACCACAAGAAACGUCAUCAGUGUGUAAUUGACACAAUUACCCGGUGAUUACUCGUAUUGAGCAUUUGAACCAGUGGGUUAUUUAUAAAAAACCUUCCAUCGAAUACAAAAUUUGAAAUUCAAUAUGGAUGCGAUUAUGAUCAUCGGAAUCUGUUUCUUCUGCUACGAAUUUUGUGAUCUCAUCAGACGAUACACGAUCCCAAUGACAAAUAACUCACAAGACUUUCGAUCAUCGACUCCUCCGCCGAGUAUUUACUCAAUUUCAAACAAAAUACCGCAAAACUCACCGGAAUGCUGCUCCCAGUAAACUUAACACCAAAUUAACCCUCUUCCUUAAACUUUUUUCGACCUCAUUAGCUCAUUACGGGGAUGACUAUUGAGAUUUUCGUUACCCCAAUGAUUGAUGGGACUUGAUAAAUUAUUUCUUUACUAUAAACGCUGAUGAUUUUGUGGUAAAGUUUUAUCAUAUCAAGAUCAUUAGGAAAUAAAAUGUAAUAAGGAAGUAGAGGAAACACGGAGAUUUAAACUUGACUAUCAUUUUCGUCUCGGGGGUCUCGUGAGUGAUAUUGAAUGAGGUCUGCAAACUCAAGUGAAACUACUCGGAAGUGAGUGCUGACAUUCUCGUUCGCUCGUUCAUUCGUUCGUUCGUUCCCCUGCUCUAAAGUCCGUACAGCUUUUAACAUAAUGAUUGAGUGAUUUAGAAUUGUGUUUGUUUACCCGAGGAUUUAAUCCAACUAAUCAAUUGUGUGUUUAUGUACGUCAUUAAAAAUCAAUUGACCUAUUAUUUAUUGGAUACACCAGUUAUAUAAAGUUUUAACUACAAUGUAAUGGUCGCUGUUGUUUUCCCUCUAUUUGGUUCAACGGCUCGCACUUUGUGCACCAGAAAUGACUUGGAGGCUCCAGUAAACGAUUAAAUCUGAUUGUGUUUGAUGAAACACUCGAAGCAGCUGCUUUAUUUACUCGUUCUGUUGGAUGAGGAAUUUAUUGGAUCCAGUUUUCUCUUGGAUGGAUUAAAAAAAUCAUUUGAAAGUUGAAGCGCAAUGGAAAAUUUUAGCUUUCCCGGCACUCGGAAAAGUGUUGAACCAUUUUGUUACUAUUCCGAUCAUUACAAUGAUAAAAUAUCUGCAUUAGAUGAAACUUUUGGUGAUUAAAAGGCAUAAAAAAAGAGUAACCAUAAAAAGUUAACCAAGUAAAUCCAGGCAUGGACUCACUGGAGCGACUGAUGAGUUCAGCUCCUCAUUCUUCAGCCUUAACAGCGGCAUCUCGCACCCAAAAUGCAUUUGUGCAAGCGAGCUUGUGUUCCGUUAUUGGACGUAAAGGACGUCAUUUAACUGGAACAUUUUGUCUGACUGGUGAUACUAUGGAAGGAAUAAUUCAAUGUCUUGUUUUCCUUAAAGCUUUCUCGCUUGUCGGCGGUGAAUUUGAUAUGGAACUAAAUUUUGUCAUUCAGGAUGCCCAAAAUAUCAGACAUAUGCUGGAAUUACUAGAUCACUGUCCGCCAAAUCUUCAGGCGGAAAUAUGGAGUGUCUUCAUUGCGAUACUGAGAAAAAGCGUGAGAAAUUUACAGGCAUGCACAGAUGUCAGUCUUAUAGAGCACGUUCUCCAUCGUUUAUCUCGUGCAGAAACAGUUGUUGCAGAUUUAUUGAUCGAUAUGCUCGGCGUGCUUGCAAGCUACAGUAUAACUGUUAAAGAAUUGAAGCUGCUAUUCGGCGCAAUGAAAGCGGUCAAAGGAAAAUGGCCAAGACAUUCAGCUAAAUUGCUAAACGUACUUCGCCAGAUGCCACAACGUAAUGGACCAGAUGUAUUUUUCAGUUUUCCCGGUAGAAAAGGAUCUGCUAUUGUGUUACCGCCGAUGGCGAGGUGGCCGCAUGAAAGUGGUUUCACAUUUACCACGUGGUUCCGACUCGACCCUAUAAACUCUGUCAAUAUCGAGAGAGAAAAGCCUUACCUUUACUGCUUUAAAACAAGUAAAGGAGUUGGUUAUUCAGCCCAUUUCGUUGGUAAUUGUUUGGUGCUUACUUCAAUGAAAGUUAAAGGCAAGGGCUUCCAACAUUGUGUCAAAUAUGAAUUUCAACCGAGAAAAUGGUAUAUGAUUGCGAUAGUGUAUAUAUACAAUAGAUGGACGAAAAGCGAAAUAAAAUGUCUAGUAAACGGCCAAUUGGCUUCAAGUACCGAGAUGGCUUGGUUCGUUUCAACGAAUGACCCAUUUGAUAAAUGUUACAUCGGAGCAACACCAGAAGUUGAUGAGGAGCGCGUAUUUUGUGGUCAAAUGAGCGCCAUCUAUUUAUUCAGCGAAGCCCUUACGACACAUCAGAUUUGUGCGAUGCACAGAUUAGGGCCUGGAUACAAAAGUCAAUUCCGGUUUGAUAACGAGUGCUACCUGAAUCUACCUGACAAUCACAAAAGGGUGAGUGAUGAGCUGGAUAAUUCGAGCAUGGUCGACCAAAGUAUGCAAACUGUACUGUACGACGGCAAGCUGUCCAAUGCAAUUGUGUUCAUGUACAAUCCAGUGGCGACAGACUCUCAAUUAUGUUUACAAAGCGCACCAAAGGGUAAUGUCUCGUACUUUGUUCACACUCCACAUGCGCUCAUGUUACAGGAUGUCAAAGCGGUUAUAACGCAUUCCAUACACAGUACACUAAAUUCCAUCGGUGGAAUCCAAGUAUUAUUCCCAUUGUUUUCACAAUUGGAUAUGUCCUACGACUGUAUAGCGCCCAAUGACAUCAAACGUGACCCAAUGUUAUGUUCGAAAUUACUAGGAUUUAUUUGCGAUUUGGUUGAAACUUCGCAAACAGUGCAGCAGCAUAUGGUACAAAACCGUGGAUUUUUAGUUAUCAGUUUUAUGUUACAACGUGCGAGUCGUGAGCAUCUUACGACGGAAGUUCUUGCGUCAUUUUUAGAGCUCACUAAGCAUCUGGUCACGUGUCUCAGUGCUAAUAGUGAUUUAUUAUUGAAACAGAUGUUUUACUUUUCAUUCCUGACAUGGCAGCUACUGGACCACGUGCUGUUCAACCCCGCGCUGUGGAUCUACACACCCGCGCCCGUACAGACGCGACUCUACUCUUAUUUGGCGACAGAGUUUCUCAGCGACACCCAGAUAUACUCUAACGUACGUCGCGUCUCCACGGUCCUGCAAACUGUCCACACUCUCAAGUAUUAUUACUGGGUCGCUAAUCCGCGUGCCAAGAGUGGAAUUACUCCCAAAGGUUUAGAUGGACCACGUCCUCAGCAAAAAGAUAUCUUGACAAUUAGGUCAUGCAUUUUACUAUUCCUCAAGCAACUAAUAAUGAUCGGCAAUGGCGUGAAAGACGACGAGCUCCAGUCAAUCCUUAACUACCUGACAACAAUGCACGAGGACGAAAACCUCCACGACGUUCUCCAGAUGCUGAUAUCCCUAACAUCUGAGCAUCCAUCUUCAAUGGUCCCCGCAUUCGACUCAAAGCAAGGAGUCCGCACAAUCUUCAAGCUUCUCGCCGCCGAGAGCCAACUAAUUCGUCUCCAAGCUCUCAAACUUCUCGGAUUUUUCCUUUCUCGCAGUACUCACAAGCGGAAAUACGACGUAAUGAGCCCCCACAAUCUCUACACUCUUCUUUCCGAGAGGUUGUUACUCAACGAAGAAACUCUGCUUCUGCCAACGUACAACGUCCUCUACGAAAUAAUGACCGAGCACAUAAGCCAGCAUAUUUUGUACACCCGUCACCCCGAGCCCGAGUCUCACUACCGCCUUGAGAACCCAAUGAUUUUAAAAGUCGUCGCGACUCUAAUCCGCCAAUCGAAGCAAACAGAACAACUGCUCGAUGUCAAAAAAUUAUUUCUCUCAGACAUGACUUUACUCUGCAACAACAACCGCGAAAACCGUCGCACUGUCUUACAAAUGUCUGUCUGGCAAGAAUGGUUGAUAGCGAUGGCAUACAUUCACCCAAAAAAUACCGAGGAACAAAAAAUAUCAGACAUGGUCUACUCAUUGUUCCGUAUGCUGCUGCACCACGCAAUCAAACAUGAAUAUGGCGGCUGGCGAGUCUGGGUUGACACUUUAGCUAUCGUACAUUCAAAGGUAUCCUAUGAAGAAUUCAAAUUACAAUUCGCCCAAAUGUAUGAACAUUACGAAAGACAGAGGUCGGACAAUAUCACCGACCCAGAAGUGAGGCAACAGAGACCCAUCAGUACCAUUUCUGGAUGGGAACAACAACUUCCGGCGAGCAAUGGAAGUAUCAAUGGCAAUGGCGCCAUUGAUAAUGGGAGCGAUGGCGGGUACAGGAACUGGAAUGAAGAUCAUGCGAUUGAAAGAAAUUAUAAAGAGUAUGACGCCAUCGAAGCUAAUGAAGUUGAGUCCAAUGAACGAAUGGAAGAAACUUGUAGCUGCGAUUUGAAUUCAAUUGAUAACACGGAAGAAAGUGAUGGCAGUCCGUCAAUUGUCAUCAAGUCGCGGGAUGUUGUUUCGUUGGACUCGAGGUUAAGUGAAAUUGAGAAGACUGACAGCUGCGGUAUUGAUAACAAUGGGGAUGGUAAUUUCGCUGAUGAUGACUGCCCACGUGAGUUGGCGAGUGAGGAUGAAAAGGCGGAGAAAGAAGGGGGUGAAGAGGGAAAAGAUUCCGAGGAAGGAGUUGAAGAAGAGGUUAAAGGGAGUGAUAAUUUGGAGGUUAAAAUUGAGGAGGUUAUCGAUGGUAAAGAAGAAAUAGAGGAAAAUGUUGAAGAAAAAAAUAAAGAAGAAGUUGAAGAAAAUGUUAAAGUGGAAGUUGGAGAAGUUAAAGAGGAAAUUAAAGAAGAAAUCAAAGAAGAGGUCAAAGAAGAAAUUGUGGAAAAGGUUGAAGAAGAAGUUAAGGAAGAGGUUGAAGAAAUUAAGGAAGAGGUCAAAGAAGAAAUUAAAGAUGGAGGAAAUGAAAAAGUGAAAGAAAAAGUAGAAGAAGUUAAAGAAGAAAUAGAAAAAGUUGAAGAAUUAAAUAAUAAAAUAAUUGAAGAUAAUAAAGGAGACAAUCAAACAGACGUAAUUGAUAAUACAAAUAAUGAUAAUGAAAUUUUAAAAGAAAUAAUUGAAGAAAAGAUUGAAGAUAAUUUAGAAGAAAAAAAAGAAGUUAAUGAAGUAGAUGUAAUUAAUGUAAUAAAAGAUGAUGAUGUAGAAAAGAUUGAGGCUAAAGAGCUGGAAUCAAAUGACGUGGCAUUAAAUGUAGAAAAUAAAGAAGAAGAAGAAGAAGAAGAAGAAGAGACAAAUAAAUCAAGUGAUUUAAAAGAGAGUAAUGAAGCAGUGGAGGCUCUUGUAAUUGAUAAAGUUAAUGGGGAUGUUAGCAAAGAAGAAAAUAAAGAUGAAGAAAAAGCUGAAGAUAAAACUGAGGAUACUAAAGCUGAAGUUAAUGAUGUCGAAAGUAAAGAAGAUAAGGAUGAAAAAGUAGAGACGAGUAAAGACGAAGAAAAAACGGUGAUAAAAGAAGUAGAAAAUAAUGAAGAUGUAUUGAAAGAUAAGGAAGAUAUAGUAAAUGAUAAAAAUAAUGGUGACAAGACUGAUAAAGUCGAUGAUACGGAUACUUUAGAUACUAAAAGUAUCAAUUGCUCAACUAGCGUAAUUAAAAGCACUGACGAUUGUACGAGUGUUGAAAUAAAUGACGAUGAUAAUGAUAAAUUAGCGGAUGAUUUAAUAAAUGGUGACUGUGCUGCCGAUAAAAUUAUUGAUGAAGAAAAGGAAGAGGUUGAAGAAAAGCGGGUGGAAAAACAGGAAGAGGUGGAAGAAGAAAAGGAGGCUGAAGAAAUAAAAGAGAAAGAAGAGGGAGAGGAGGGAGAGAAAGAAGAGACGAGUAAGGAAGAACAUUCAAGCGAACCGUCCAAUAUUUCUACUAUAAGUGAUACAAUCGUACCAGUGAUUUCGACAGAGGAUGUAGAAAUAAAUGAUAGUAAUAAUAGUAAAAAUAUAAAUACGAAUACUGUUACAGUAGUUGAUGAUAUGCAAGUGCCAAAUACCACAAAGACACAAACACAACAAUCGAUACCAACAAUAUCAACGGUCUGUGAUGCAACUAAAAGUUUAUCCGAUGGUGUGCCUCAAGUUAAUUCUAAUGUGCUCUCAAUGGACAAUCCACUCAACCCAAGUGUCAGUGAUAUACAACUAAAUACUAUUGCUGGUUCCACUGUUCCUGCUCCCGCUGCUGCUGCUGCUGCUGAUCACGAUCACGAGCACGUUGAUCCACAUCGCAGGUCUAGUCUGCCAAUAGUAUCAGCAUCCGAAGCUGACGUAGACGAUCCAAGUGUCAGUGCUGGUGUCGGUGCUAGUGCUGGUAGUGGUGAUGAAACAGUUGUUGUUAACGGUGACAAUAAACGAACGGUUAUUAUCACUAAUAAGAAAAUAUCUUCGCCACAAAAAAGACCACGCAGUGCCUCAACAUCCACUCAAGUAGAUCCCAAUCAUUUUGAAUCUAAAAGAGCGAAACAAGGAAAUGGAACAAAUAGACCGAUGUUUAGUCCAGGACCAAGUCGACCACCAUUUAGGAUACCCGAAUUUAAAUGGUCUUAUAUACAUCAAAGAUUACUAUCCGAUGUUUUAUUUUCACUGGAAACAGAUAUUCAAGUUUGGCGGAGUCAUUCAACGAAAUCAGUUCUGGACUUUGUAAAUAGCAGUGAAAAUGCUAUUUUUGUCGUCAAUACCGUUCAUUUAAUUUCACAAUUGGCGGACAAUUUAAUAAUUGCCUGCGGUGGUUUAUUGCCAUUAUUGGCAUCUGCAACCUCACCCAACAGUGAACUCGACGUAAUUGAACCAACUCAGGGUAUGCCGAUUGAAGUCGCAGUGUCAUUUCUUCAAAGGCUAGUGAAUAUGGCCGACGUCCUGAUCUUCGCCAGUUCCCUGAACUUCGGCGAACUUGAAGCCGAAAAAAAUAUGUCCAGCGGUGGAAUUUUACGACAGUGUCUACGUCUGGUCUGUACUUGUGCUGUUAGAAACUGCUUAGAGUGUAAAGAACGUGGCAGAACUUACAGCAUGUUAGGUCGUCAAAUCGGUACUAGUAAUAAAUCACAGCACAUACAAUCUCUUAUACGUGGAGCACAAACAUCACCAAAGAAUAUUGUAGAUAAUUUAACGAAUCAGUUGAGUCCGGUUAAAGAUCCGGAAAAAUUACUACAAGAUAUGGAUGUCAAUCGUCUGAGAGCUGUUAUUUACAGAGAUGUUGAAGAAACUAAACAGGCACAGUUUCUGUCUCUGGCGAUAGUUUACUUCAUCUCUGUACUAAUGGUAUCUAAAUAUCGUGAUAUUCUUGAGCCGCCAAUUUCACAACGACCACCGAGUCCUGUUCAAACAAUUCAGACCAACGGUGCUAACAUACGACCAGCGAGUCCUACAGGAGAUGGUAACGGUGGUGGAGGAGGUCGGCCUCUGUUUCCACAGUGGUCUCACCACGUGUAUCCUCAGUUCCUUCCGGGUUCUCACCCCAACGCCAAUGCAAAUCUAAAUGCCAACCACCAUCACAUCAGCCAGCACCACCACCAGCACCCGCUACCACCACCGACUGCCAGGCACUCAAAUCGCCAGAAUCCCUCAAAUUAUUACAUUCCAAACCAUCAUAGCAAUCAUUAUAAUAAUCAUCAUCAUCAUCAUCCAAAUAAUAAUUAUAAUAACUAUCAUCGUCAUCACUACUAUCAUCAUCAUAACAACAAUAACAAUAAUAAUAACAAUAACAACAAUAAUAAUCACCAUCACGCGCUUCAAAAGCAUAACGAGCCCCGAAACCUUUAUCAUAGAAAUUCAGGUGUCGGUCUGCAAGAGAGCGGAGGAAUUAUGAGCCAAUCAGGUUCGCAAGAUGAUGGUGAAUACGAAGUCAUAAUUGUUGAUGAAAAUAAUUCGAGUAUACUCGCUGAUCAUGACGUAACGUCAUCUGGGCCGCCUUCGACAAAGGGAGGUCACAGUGGUGUACCUCGGUCACAACCUAUUCUUGAGGAUUACAACACCACAUCUGAACCGUCUAUUGGUUCUUCAAAACGUACAGACGUCCCAAGAUUAACAACUAAGAGUAAUGAUUCAAGUGAAGAAGCGAUGCAUCGUAGCAAUUUAACAGCUGACCCGAGUCCAUCGGACAUAACAACAGACAACGAAAACAAACAUAAUUCCUCGGAGGAAGCUUGGACGGACGUUAAUCUCAAUGAAGAUGCUGAUACUGUACAAAUUAAUAAUGCACGUGAUGACCCACGUAAUAUACACAAUAUCGCACAUUCUCAUGGUAACCAAGACAAUGAAGGAAAUGUAUUGGAACAAGAGUCACUUGGUGAUACAGAACGCGGGGAAAAACCAACGGGAGAAAUAUCCGUUGUACGAAUACCCGAUCGGCUGGUAAUGACAUCAGCAUCCCCGCGUCCUGACGAUUUGCCGAUAAAGAGUCUGGUGGAACAUUUGCCCGUGCCAACGCCGUCACGCGAAGCGUCACUGACACAAAAACUUGAGAUGGCCCUCGGCUCUGUCUGUCCACUACUCCGUGAAAUAAUGGUCGACUUUGCUCCCUUUUUAUCUAAAACUCUUGUCGGUUCACACGGCCAAGAAUUACUUAUGGAAGGCAAAGGGUUAACGACAUUUAAAAAUAGUAAUUCUGUCGUCGAGCUUGUCAUGCUCUUGUGCUCUCAAGAAUGGCAAAAUUCUCUGCAAAAACACGCGGGACUAGCUUUCAUCGAAUUGAUCAACGAAGGAAGAUUACUGUCACAUGCAAUGAAAGACCACAUUGUCAGAGUAGCCAAUGAAGCUGAAUUUAUUCUUAAUCGUAUGCGUGCUGAUGACGUUCUCAAACAUGCUGACUUUGAGUCACAAUGUGCCCAAACACUUCUAGAUCGUAGAGAAGAAGAAAGAAUGUGCGAUCAUUUAAUAACCGCAGCACGAAGGCGUGACAACGUAAUCGCAAGUCGUCUGUUAGAAAAAAUACGUAACAUAUUAUCAAACAAACACGGCGCAUGGGGUUACAUGGAUCCAAUGGCCGCUAAACUAACAGAGUAUUGGAAAUUGGAUGCCUGGGAAGACGAUGCGAGGCGACGCAAACGUUUCGUACACAAUCCUCUGGGUUCAAGUCAUCCCGAAGCAACACUAAAAGCUGCAUUGGAACACGGCGCACCAGAAGACGCGAUUCUCCAAGCACGCGAAGAAUUUCACGCUCAUCUCGCAGCUUCGCGUGCACAUCAGCAGCAGCUACAGUCCGCGGAUCUUAUGGAUGACAGUGAAUUGCUGUCUGACGAUAGGGAUCUUGACAGUGAUUUGACAGGGCCAAUAAACAUUAGUACAAAAGGAAAAAUAAUAGCUCCCGGUAUAGUGGCGCCGGGUAUCAUUUCAAUAACGUCAACGGAGCUGUAUUUUGAGGUAGACGAGGAGGAUAUUGAAUUCAAAAAAAUCGACAGUGAGGUACUGAAGUACUGCGAUCAUCUACAUGGCAAGUGGUACUUUUCCGAAGUACGCGCAAUAUUUUCGCGGCGUUAUCUUUUGCAAAAUGUUGCAAUUGAAAUUUUCCUCGCAAGUCGAACCUCAAUUUUAUUCGCGUUCCCGGAUCAGAUGACAGUGAAAAAGGUGAUCAAAGCGCUGCCACGUGUUGGAGUAGGCAUCAAAUAUGGAAUUCCACAGACUAGGAGGGCUUCUAUGAUGUCACCGCGACAACUUAUGAGGAAUUCAAAUAUGACGCAAAAAUGGCAACGAAGAGAAAUUUCUAAUUUUGAAUAUUUGAUGUUCCUUAACACUAUUGCUGGUCGCACCUACAAUGACUUAAAUCAGUAUCCAGUAUUCCCAUGGGUACUUACUAAUUAUGAAACUAAAGAACUUGAUUUAAGUUUACCCAGUAAUUAUCGUGAUUUAUCAAAGCCAAUUGGAGCUCUUAAUCCCAGUCGAAGAGCUUACUUUGAAGAACGUUUCCAAAGUUGGGAUAACGACAGCAUUCCACCGUUUCAUUACGGCACUCAUUACUCUACGGCAGCUUUCGUCCUUAAUUGGCUUAUCCGCGUGGAGCCAAUGACGACAAUGUUUCUGGCACUACAAGGUGGCAAAUUCGAUCACCCAAACAGACUUUUUUCAUCAAUUGCUCUCUCAUGGAAAAAUUGCCAACGUGAUACAUCUGAUGUCAAGGAACUGAUCCCCGAAUUUUUCUUCCUACCGGAAAUGCUAGUGAACAGUAAUCGUUAUCGUCUAGGCAGACAAGAAGACGGUAGUUCUGUUGGUGAUGUCGAAUUACCACCAUGGGCAUCAUCGCCUGAGGAAUUUAUUCGCAUUAACCGAAUGGCAUUAGAAUCAGAAUUUGUCUCGUGUCAACUCCAUCAAUGGAUCGAUUUAAUCUUCGGUUACAAACAAAGAGGUCCAGAAGCUGUGAGAGCGACUAAUGUAUUUUACUAUUUAACUUACGAAGGAAGCGUUGAUUUGGAAUCAAUAGGCGACCCGGUUAUUAGGGAGGCCAUUGAAAAUCAAAUAAGAAAUUUUGGACAGACACCGUCGCAGUUAUUGAUGGAACCACAUCCACCGCGAAGUUCUGCCAUGCAUUUAUCACCAAUGAUGUUCUCAAGUAUACCAGACGAUGUUUGUAUGACUAUAAAAUUUCCGUCAAAUUCACCAAUUUGCCAUAUAUCUGCAAAUACGUAUCCGCAAUUACCACUGCCAUCAGUUGUUACUGUGACAACUGGACAACAAUUUGCAGUUAAUCGUUGGAAUACUAAUUACGCUGCAUCAGUACAAUCACCCAGUUACGCUGAUACCCCACAAGCGCAAGCUAUUAAUCAGCCAUUAUCAAUGGAUCCUGUUUUAUCGCAAACGUCAAACAGUUCCAACCCGGCAUUAAAACGUCAUUUGGGUGACAAUUUUAGUCAGAAACUUAAAAUAAGGAGCAACUGUUUCGUUACAACUGUGGACAGCAGAUUUUUAGUGGCAUGUGGCUUCUGGGACAACAGUUUUCGUGUAUUUUCAACUGAAACUGCCAAAAUUGUUCAAAUAGUAUUCGGUCAUUACGGAGUGGUGACAUGUUUAUCACGAAGUGAGUGUAAUAUUACGUCUGAUUGUUACAUUGCGUCAGGUAGUGCUGAUUGUACGGUACUUUUGUGGCAUUGGAAUGCACGUACGCAGACAAUUGUCGGUGAAAGUGAAGCACCAGCACCACGUGCUACUCUUACUGGCCAUGAACAGCCGGUUACUGCUGUUGUUAUUUCAGCAGAACUUGGUCUCGUUGUAUCUGGUUCAUACUAUGGACCGGUACUUGUACACACGACAUUCGGUGAUUUAUUGCGAUCACUUGAAGCACCGAGUGGUUUUAUAUCACCAGAAAAUAUUGCGAUGUCACGUGAGGGCGUAAUUGUUGUCAAUUAUGAACGCGGUCAUAUUGCCGCCUUUACUAUCAAUGGAAAACGACUACGUCACGAGUCGCACAAUGACAAUCUUCAAUGUUUACUACUGAGUAGAGACGGCGAAUAUUUGAUGACUGGAGGUGACAAAGGCAUCGUUGAAGUAUGGAGAACAUUUAAUUUAGCUCUGCUAUAUGCGUUUCCAACUUGCGAGGGUAGUGUGCGGUCUCUUGCACUCUCUCAUGAUCAAAAGUUUCUACUAGCGGGUUUAGCAAAUGGUUCAAUAGUAAUUUUCCACAUUGAUUUCAACCGUUGGCAUCACGAAUUUCAACAGCGUUACUGAAAUUACGGUUGCCUUUUCGUCCGUUACUAAAUAAACAAAUAAAUAAAAAAAAAAAAAAAAAAAAACUACAGUAAGAAUUACCGGACGAAAUAUUUGGCAAGUUUAAAAAAAAAAAACUAAAAGUUGUAGCCGAUAAAUUUUAGGGUAAGUAGGAAAAAUUGUACUUAAUUUAAAAGUAAUGUUUUUUUUUUUUUUUUAAAACUUAAAUCACAAAAGUGGUAUCGGUUAAAGUACUUAGUAAUUACAUUAAUAAAAUAAAAUUAGUUAAUUAGUCUUAUAAAAAAAGAAGCAUUUAAAAUAACAAUGAAUAUUUUAAUUUAAAAAUAAUUAAAAUGAAAUAACGAAACAUUUCGUCCGAUUAGUAAAAAGCAUUUGCUACAAAAGCUUGAUAAAAUAAAUAAAAUAAAUAAUAAAAAUUAUUUACAAGCUGAUAACGGUAGCACAGCUAGUCAAUUAUAAAUAAAUAAAUAAAUAAUGUGCAAUGAUUUUAAAAUAAACUAUCAAAUGAUAAAUAAUUAAAAAAAAAAAUGCCAAACGGUGCGUGACUUAUUUUUGUGCACUUACGUACGUGGAUUACGUUAGACUUUAAUCAUGUAAAUAUAAUAAUCUCAAUGUUAUUAUAUAUAAUAAAUAAAUAUAAGUAAGUAUGUGUGCUAAAAAAAAUGUUAUUGCUGUUUAAAGAAAAAAAAAAUCAAUUUCGCGGCUUAAUUAAAAAAUUGUCCACGUACGAUUAUCGCACGCAGUCGUUAUUAAUUGCAAGGAGGAUUUUUAAAUAUUGAAAUUUUUUUUAUCACUUCGCCAUUCCGAUAUCACGUCCUCUUUUUUUUAUUGUUGUUACAAUUUAUUUAUAUUAUUGUUAAUAUUAUUUUUUAUUGUUUAUUUUUAUUUUUAUCAAAGCCGUCCAGCUUAUACGUGAAUAAAUAUUUCCUAUUAAUAUUUUUCGCAUACAAAGUAUACUUAAAACCAAAAUAAAUAAAUAAUUAAUUAAAUAAUUACUUAAUAAAUAAAAAUAAUGUACUUAGGAUUAUAAAAUAAAUCAAUCAUCAUAAUGAUACAUUUUAAUAAAUUAACAAUGUCAAGUAAUGGCUGCUCGCAUUUAAAACCGUCAGAAAUAUAGACUGGUAAAUGACCCAUUAAUUUUUAUAUUUUUUAUUUAAUCAGAUUUUUUUAAAUUUUCACUUUAUAAGAAAGUCAAAUCGCAAAUUAACUGAAGAGUUACUAAUUUUCUCGUAAAUUUUGAAAUUUACAUUUAGUUGUGCGGCCGUCCGCUAGAUGUCGAAAAACGGAAAAUCGUUCCACUUGUACAGCCACGAAAUAAAUUCGCUGUGGGCAUAACCUAGAGAAUUUAUGGGUAUGAAGUUACCCAGUUAUCAAAAUUAAUUAAAAUUGUAAUCUUAAAACAUGGGGGAGGGGGUAAUUAACUCUCAUUUAAUCAAAAACUGCUUCAAAAUUUCAAAGGCUAUGGACCGGGUCCAUACCGGAAUUUUCUAUAAAUAUAUAAAUUAUUUAUUUAAUUUUACGAAUCAUCUGAUUAGAAAUCGGUCAGAAAUUUCUAAACUAUGAAAGAAAUUGAAUUUUUAUUUUACAAUUGAAAUUGGGCAUUUACCUUUCUAGAGUAUAUAUAUCAUAUAUAUACAAUACCUUAAAAUAUAAAAAAUUAGGUUACGUUCCAUUGGAGUCCCAGUAAGAGAAUGAACGGGAAUUCGCCCCCACUACCUAACAUUUUCAAACUGCGCAUGUGCAGGGAAAAGUGGGAGAUUUAGUGCUCAAACUACAGAGUGGGGGUAAAAACCGAUGACACCCGAAGUUCAAUCUCUUACUGGACAAUGCAUUGACGGUGCGAAUAGCCAACGAUUGCUCUCAAUAAAUAAUUGGCAUUAAAAAAAAAAGAAUUGUUUAUAUUUUUUUUUUAAUAGGACGGCAUGUGCUUUUUACAAUAAAUAUUUAACUGCAAAAAAACAAAAAUAUUUCUAUAUUAUAAUAUGAAAAAAAAAGUAUUGAUAAAGAGUAUCAAUUUUUUUGUACUAUAAAUGCUUGGAUACUUAAAAUGAAUGAGAGAAUGUCUGUUAUAAAAAGAUACUUAAUUAAUGCUAACUGUAAAUGAAACUAGUCUAGGGGCCACUUAAAACAAGCAAAUAAAUAUAUCAUAAUAAAAAUAGAUUUUUUUUGUUACCUCAAUGACUAAUCAGUAAAUAAAUCGCCGAAUUUAUUUAAACAGUUUGUUUUUAUGAGCACACGCGGCUAGUCAUUUAAAAAAAAAAAAAAAAAAUAUAAUAAAAUAACAGUCAGCUGUCGUUAUGCUUCGUACACUUGUAGUAAUUAAUUUAAAUAACACGCAUGUUAAAUUAUUUUAUUUAAAAAUAAAAAAAAAUGUGAAAAUGUUUUGUCGUAUUUAAAAUAUAUAUAAAUAAAAUGCUUUGUAUGGGAAUGAAGUCGACUGGUUUUUAUUGAAAAAAAAAACAUUCCAGUUGCAUUUAUGUAUAAUUAAUUAAUUGAUUAAUUAAUUAAUUAAUUAAUGCUGCUCACAAGCUCGUAAAAUUAUUGCGAAGUAAAAAAAAUUAAAAGAAUGCAUGAUCGCGAUUAAACAAAAAAAUUUUUAUAUUUGUUUAUAGAAAUAUAUAUAAAUAUAUAAAUAUAUAUUAAUUAUAAUUAUAAUAUUGACAUUAAUAACAAAUAUAUAUGCGAGUGCUGUAUUAUCAUGCAAAGUUGUUAGUAAAUUCCCUCCAUAAUGCUAAAUAAUAAAAAAAAAAAAUAAAAAAAAAAA
This is a messenger RNA of Microplitis mediator, 14981 nucleotides long. It is a transcript of the gene rg, whose product is annotated as neurobeachin. Bases 1814 to 12217 code for a protein of 3467 amino acids. Gene Ontology annotation, biological process: intracellular protein localization. The transcript is spliced from 46 exons. Gene Ontology annotation, molecular function: protein kinase binding. Gene Ontology annotation, cellular component: membrane; cytosol. Lineage: Eukaryota; Metazoa; Arthropoda; Insecta; Hymenoptera; Braconidae. The record is from RefSeq and is a predicted model, not a curated record.